Messenger RNA from Paramecium tetraurelia, 1140 nucleotides. RefSeq lists its product as uncharacterized. Gene Ontology annotation, molecular function: protein binding. NCBI's taxonomy places the organism in Eukaryota, Ciliophora, Oligohymenophorea, Peniculida, Parameciidae. The transcript has 2 exons. The record is from RefSeq and is a predicted model, not a curated record. Gene Ontology annotation, cellular component: cytosol.
AUGGGCAGUAAGUGUAGUCAAUGUGAUUGCAGAUAUGGAAGGAACAUCGGAUAAGAGAGAGAAAUAGUGUUAGACAAUAAGGAAACUAAAAAUAAUACUUCGACAAACUUGCUUCUAAGUAAUUAAGGGAAUGCAAAUCUGGAUUCAUAAAGUAAAGAAUAGUAAAGUAAAAGUAAUGAGAAAUAAUCAUCACAAAAAAAUAAACCAAAAAAAGCCCAUAUUAAAUUUAAUGAAUUCUAGAAUGAGAGUGAAAAACUCCUCAAGGCUGCUAUCAAAAUUUAAAGUAGAUAUCGAGGAUAUAAGGUUAGAAGAAAAAAUGGAUAAAAAACUGUGAAAAAUUCAAUUAUAGGAGCUAAUAAAAAUUAUUUGAAAGAGAAUUUUGAAAUCAUCAAUAUUCCACCUCUGAUUAAUGAUUACACAUUGGAUACUAGGGAUCCGUAUGAAUUCAAGAGUGGAGCCAUUUAUUAAGGUUAAUGGAGAGGAAAUUUUAGAGAAGGAAUAGGGACCUAAAUUUGGACAGACGGAGCAAAAUAUGUUGGGGAAUGGAAAAAUAAUAGGGCUUGUGGAAAAGGGAUAUUUUAUCAUGUAGAUGGCGAUAUUUUUGAAGGAGAAUGGGAUUAGGACAAAGCUAAUGGUAAAGGAGUCUACAAACAUUCCAAUGGAUCGAAAUACGAAGGAGAAUGGAAGGAUGAUCUACAGCACGGAUAUGGUAAGGAGGUCUGGAACGAUGGUGCCAAAUACACAGGAAAUUAUAAUUAAGGGAAAAAAUAAGGAUUCGGCAAAUAUGAAUGGCCAGAUGGUUCUUAUUAUGAAGGGGAAUGGGAGAAUAAUAAAAUCAAUGGAAAAGGGAGUUAUUGCUGGUCAGAUGGAAGGGGUUAUGCUGGUUAAUGGAUUGAUAAUUGUAUGCAUGGUAUUGGGGUUUACACCUGGAAGGAUGGCAGGAGAUAUGAAGGGGAAUAUAAGAAUGAUAAAAAGGAUGGACGUGGAGUUUAUUAAUGGGCUGAUGGUAGGAAAUAUGAUGGGAUGUGGAGAGGUGGUAAGUAGGAAGGACAAGGGGUUUUCAUCUUUACUGAUAGUACAAGAAAGAGGGGAAUAUGGAAGGAGGGUAAGAUAUUUAAAUGGCUGGAUAGUGAUGCAUGA